Messenger RNA from Staurois parvus, 720 nucleotides. Lineage: Eukaryota; Metazoa; Chordata; Amphibia; Anura; Ranidae. The record is from the annotation of a GenBank genome assembly.
GGCCGCUCAGCUGUUCUCUCCUGCAGGGCCUUACCUGUUCCUCGCUCCAGUGCUGCACAGUCUUCCCGCGCUGGCUUCUGUGACAGCCGGGUGCCCACUGCGCAUGUGCUGCGCUUUGUCAGCAGUCUCUGGUCAUUCCCUGCACUGUCUGCAGUCUCUGGUCAUUCCCUGCACUGUCUGCAGUCUCUGGUCAUUCCCUGCACUGUCUGCAGUCUCUGGUCAUUCCCUGCACUGUCCGCAGUCUCUGGUCAUUCCCUGCACUGUCUGCAGUCUCUGGUCAUUCCCUGCACUGUCCGCAGUCUCUGGUCAUUCCCUGCACUGUGUCCGCAGUCUCUGGUCGUCUCCUGCACUGUGUCCGCAGUCUCUGGUCAUUCCUUGCACUGUGACCGCAGUCUCUGGUCAUUCCUUGCACUGUGUCCGCAGUCUCUGGUCAUUCCCUGCACUGUGUCCGCAGUCUCUGGUGGUAUCUCCUGCACUGUGUCCGCAGUCUCUGGUCAUUCCCUGCACUGUAUCCGCAGUCUCUGGUCAUCUUCUGUACUAUGUCCGCAGUCUCUGGUCAUCUCCUGCACUGUGUCCGCAGUCUCUGGUCAUCUCCUGUACUGUGUCCGCAGUCUCUGGUCAUCUCCUGUACUGUGUCCGCAGUCUCUGGUCAUCUCCUGUACUGUGUCCGCAGUCUCUGGUCAUCUCCUGUAUUGUGUCCGCAGUCUCUGGUCAUCCCCU